AUGGACAUCAGAGAUUUACAAGAAAAAAUUAGCCAGCUAGCGGCAAGCACAAUUAAUGACUUUGCGAAUCAAGUUCAGACACUCCUCAAUGAUUUCAAUUCAACUCAAAAUGCCAUUCCUUCCAAUGAAACAGAAAUAGAAGCAUCCACAGAAGAGUUUCUAUCAGGAGAGUCAGGACGUAAUCUAACAGAAACAAACGAACACUCGACUGGAUUUCAUGGAACCACCACGCUUAUUAUUCUCUUCGUUCUUUUAGGCAUCGUUCUCGCCGCAGCUGUUGGCACACGAAUAUGGAACAGAUGGCGGAAAGCAAAGUCAAAAGAGGAGGACCGUCGACAAGUUUACUUGUAUAGUUGGUACUAA
Messenger RNA from Oikopleura dioica, 363 nucleotides. The record is from the annotation of a GenBank genome assembly. Lineage: Eukaryota; Metazoa; Chordata; Appendicularia; Copelata; Oikopleuridae.